UAUUUAAAAAUUGAAAAAUAUAUAUCUACAAUAAAGAUUUAGACCCCGCUGCCCCUGAAGAGAUUUGGACCCCGCUGCCCCUGAAGAGAUUUAGACCCCGCUGCCCCUGAAGAGAUUUAGACCCCGCUGCCCCUGAAGAGAUUUAGACCCCGCUGCCUCUGAUCACCGCCGCGCGGGAACCUGCUGCACACUUUGGCUCACUCCUGCUCACUCUUGGGAUCUGCUCUUGCCAUGUCCUCCUCACUGCACCCGAUCAAUCGACUGCGCUGCGGCCACGUUACUCGCCGUUGUCGCCGUGUUUGCUGCCGCACACCACCUCCCUUACCUCCUGUGCUGUUUCCUCCAUUUUUUCUCGCGAAUUUUGACCAUGGGAUUUCUUUGGCUAAUUCUCGCGUCUUUGCUGCUCGACUCCUCGUUUUUUUCUCAUGUGUUGGAGUUAGGGUUCGAUUUCUCAUGGGUGGAGCUGUCAAGUUGAGGUCCUUGGGCCUGAAAGUGGUGCUUGUCGACGGUUCACAGUAAUGGGAGCGCCUGGAGAUUGCCGAUGCUAACAACCUGUGCUAUGAUCACUGUGUUGCGAUUUGCUGGGUUGCCUUGAAGGUUGGUCUUGGAUGCACUGCGUGCUUGUAGUGCUCUGAAAUUUUUGUCUGAAGGUCAUACAGAUCAUUUGCUGCCAAUCUUUGGCAAUGUGGCUGUUUUAGACUUCGCUGUAGUGAGAAUGACGUCCUUGUAAAGUUCUGGAACGGGUAGAUGAUCCGGAACCCUGUGCGAUGGAGGCACCUAUUGUUGGUGGGAACACUGGAGGCUUACCACUUUCAGGACAGGCAGCAAGAAGGGAGUGGAGAAAAGUAUCUGAGAUGUCUAAUGGCCACGGAAGAAUAGUAGCAAAUGGACCUGGAAACCAAUCAAGAACUCAUCAUUCUGGUCGGCCACGGUCAGGAAAUGUAGGUCUAAGGCGAACCAACCAGAAUGGGAGGAUGUUUCACCCUCGCAGUAGCGAGCAUUCAAGUGAUUCCGAUCAUCAAGGUGGCGAUGACAGUGGAGGGCAGUUACGGGGUGACCCUCUAUCUCUACAGGAAAUGGCCAAUCUGAACAUUGGACAACAAGGUGCACUACAUGAGGAGUUGCAUCGGGAGCAACAAAGUGAGCACGCUUCUAUGAAAAUUAUACCGAUGGGACCAGGAUUUAGUGCAAUAGACAAUCCUGAGGAUGGUCUAGAGCAGCAACUGCUUGAUGUUUCUAGGAAAAGAGAACAAUUACAGCAAGCAGAGUUGGAGCUGAGGGCACAGUUUAUUGCACGAUCAGAGGUGCACCGCAUGCAGAAAAACUAUGAAGAGCAGUUCAAGCAACACGCUGAAAUUGUUGCAAGUCUUCAGAAUGAAAUUCACGAUAGAGACCAAAGAAUGCAUUGUCUAGAUCAGAAUCUGGAAGAACGCGAGCAAGAACUUAGAGCCAAUCAAAUUCAAGCUAAUGAAGCAGUGAGCCCGUUCUCCCAUACCAAGAACGUAGAGCACGCGCAGAGAUUUCAUAAGUUGCAUAUUACCAAAUGCACCUUUCGCAAUCGAUGUUUUCCAUGGGAUGUCUGGGCAAAGGAUGGCCUUUUACGGGAGCAGACCAACGAGCUUGCUUCCUUGCGUCGAGAGCGAGAUACUACUCUAGCAGAACAGAAAGCAGCACUGGCGCAACUUGAGGCUGGGAGGUCAGACUAUGCCGCACAAGUCGAGCAUCUCAAGGAGCAGUUGCAUGAGAAAGUACGACGUAGACAGGAAGUUGAAGAACAGAAUCAUGCGACACAAGAACUGCUCUUGUUUAAAGAUGGUCAGCUGCAGGAUGCACAGGCUUGGAUGGCUAGAGCCCAGGAGCUUGACGCUUAUCAUGUCAAUGCUAAUCAGACUCUGCAAGCAGAGCUUCGUGAUCGCAGCGAACAAUUGAAUCAAGUCUGGAUGGGGUACCAGAGGCAGCUUACAGACAUGGAGAGAUUUCAUGCUCAAGUGGUCCAGCGGCUGCAAACUGAGCUUAAUGAGGCCAGAGAGCAAGCUCAAAUGUUGCAAGGCUCUGGCCAAGAACGUCUAGGGACAAGAGAAGAACGACAGCUUCAUGUUGGAAAUCACACAGAUAUUCAGCGUGAGGGGAAUGAAGAGUCUUUAGGUAAAGCUACGAUGAAAAACAGCGCUGGAGUGGUACGCGGAAACCCAAUCCUUGUGACCCAUGGAAAUGUGGAGGCAGCCGUACCUGUGUACAUCCCACUGGACAAUUCCAUCAAGGGAGAUCAUGCCACUGGGCUCCCAGUUGUGCAAUUUCCUGCUGUGAUAGGCAUAACUCCAGUAAUGUCCUCUAGUGGAGUACCCAUGAUGCAGCAGUUUAGUCUCCAGCAGCAACCUGUGACUCCCGCUUCCUGGGCCUCACCCGGUCUUCAAUCUUCCCACACUCAGCUACAUGUGCAUCCUAAUUUAUUAUCCACGCCACUUCAUCCCUCUGCUCACCAACAGGUUGGGAAUGCCCAUCAUCAGAAUGCUCAGCUGCAACAACAAACAACCCAAUUACCACACCUGAGCCUUCCUUCUUCAUUAUUGCCAAACCAGAACAUGCAAUCCAGUCAGCCUCAGCAUCAAGUGUUGGACCGUGAAGACAGUCGUCAGCACGGUGGAAUUUUGCUGUCUCAAUUAUCCUUGAAGGCUCAAGCUCCCUCGACACCUGUGCAACCCACUGUGCAGACAGGUCAGCAAGAAAGCUUAGUGAUCGACUCUGUGCAGCCUUUAAGUGAAGGUCUGAAACUUCCACACUCCUCCCAAGACCAGCAGCAAGUGGAGAUUCCCAUGCAACAUCAUAGGAACAAUAAUAGGCAAGAGCAGCAACAACACCCUCAAAGUCAUCAAAGUGUGCAAGAGCAGCAUUCAAAGCCAUUCUCAAAGCAAGAUCCCGUGCAGGAGCAUGAGACGCGACAACUGCAGCAUCAACAAGGCAUUUCUAGUUCCAUGCAUCACCUCUCCCAACCUACAGCACCAAUGGCAGAAGAAAAUUUAGUCCAACAUAAGCCGUCACCGAGGAAGUCCAUCAUGGCGAAGCAAGAACCAAGACAGCCUGUGACAAAUCAAUCUAAUUCUCAACAGGGUGCCCCAGAACCGAUAAAGAACCCUGAGCCAGUUCUUCUGGAUGAGAGAUCGUUGCUUGCUUGUUUAAUGCGUGCAGUACCUGCUGAAGCUAAUGCCAAGAUUAGUAUGAAAUCUACAUUGCCAGACCGACUUGGCAAAAUGCUUGCCCCUCUUCAUUGGCAGUCGUACAGGAAGCAGUAUGGUCGCCUUGAUGAGUUUGUGAGCUUACAUAAAGAGCACUUUGUUAUUGAGGGUGAUUACAUCUAUUUGAGUGAAGGAGUUCAUGACAAGGUUUCCGCUACAACGGCUGUUGCGAAAGGUGCUGCGGGUGCUGCUGCCGCCAGUCCGGUAGGCUUAGACCGUCUUCCUAGUGUAGCAGUUACUUCAGUGGCUCAAGCUUCUCAAUUGCAGAGGGGAAAUCCUACGAAAGGUUUUAGUAAAGAUGUUAGGCCACAGCCUCUACGGGACGAAUCAAUUAUACACACUCAAGGUUCGAUUUCGCCCCAUCAACCAAAAUCAAACACCCAGGACAACUCUACAUCUCUUCUUUCUAGAAAUAGUGUGGGAAAUGGGGUAGCUUCAUCGAAUAAUUUAGGGGAAUUGGAUGGCGCUAAUAGCACCUCAGUUGGAGAGUUUAGUUCCAAUAAUCUGUCUGUUAGGAACAAUUCUGGUGGAAUGGAUAACGGAGAAGCUAACAGCUUUGGUAAUUCAAGAGCUGGUGGUGGCUAUCAUGGAAGUAGACAUCAGAACAGUCGGAUUUCUUAUAAUGGAUCAGGUCAAUAUAGGAAACAAGAUAAUCACCACAGAUCCCAGAUUCAAGAUUUGCCCACAUCAACCCCUACACAAUAAGGGUUGAAGCUGGCUACUGAAGCCUUUGUGUUGAGAUUUGUGAAGACUCUCAUAAUGAAAUAGAAAAAGCUCUCUCCGAAGCCCGACAUGCUCCAACACUUUCUUUUUUGGUCUCGACAUCUGACUCAUUGUGCUAGAACGUCUGCUUUGUUUAGCAGGAAGUAAGCUGGAUAUUGAUGAGGAAGUCAAAGUACAGCUUCAUUUUCUGAUGCCCAAAGCUUAAUCCGGUUUCAUGCCUCUGGUUCCAGGUCUGACAGCCUUGUUGUGUACCCCUGGGGUAUUUUUAUUUAUAGGUAUAAUUGUUUUAUUUGGAAUAGAUGUAGUGCAAUAAACUUAUUUUCUGAAGAUUCUUAGAGGAUUCCGCCUUAAAUGAAGUUGGGUCCGUCCUUGGAUGAAAAUUUCGAGAUCCAUAUGUUGUUUUUGUA
Messenger RNA from Physcomitrium patens, 4363 nucleotides. RefSeq lists its product as uncharacterized. The record is from RefSeq and is a predicted model, not a curated record. Lineage: Eukaryota; Viridiplantae; Streptophyta; Bryopsida; Funariales; Funariaceae.